AUGGCUUUAGGCGCGCCCAUCACAGUCAUCAGCGUCGAAUAUCGGCUCAGUCCAGCAUACUUGUACCCCAUCCCACUCGAGGAUGGGUGGAAUGCAACUCAGUAUAUUAUGAGCAAUCUCUCGAGUUUGGUUCAAAUCCACACUACGCCUGUCAACUUAGUCGUUAGUGGGACAUCUUCCGGCGGUCAGCUUGCGGCGAUUGUAUCGCAUCGUGCAGGCAGCUGGCUCAGCGCAGCAGAAAAUUCAACACAUGCUGCAAAAAUAUCGUUCAAUGGAGUCCUCCUUCGAGCUCCAGUAUCUGUCCGUGGGACAGACACUGAGUUCAUCCCUCCUCGUUUCCGAGACCUCCACCGUUCUUGGUCAAGUGAUUAUACGGGUGCCGAACUGGACAGGAUGAGUAUGAUUCGAAAUCACGGUAAAGAUUCCUUGUUCGAAUCUGUCGUCCUAGAUUUAUUCACGGCCGAGGCGCUGACUGUAUUUUUAGAUGCGCUUGGUGUUCCGUUCAACAAGUUAACUUCUCCUGAUGCGUAUCCAUUAUGGAGUGAGUUCAGUGGAUCGCCAAGGGCCUAUAUCCAGAUUUGUGAACUUGAUAUCCUGCGUGAUGAUGCCGUUUGUUACGUGAGAGGGUUGCGAGAUGCUGGGGUGGAGCGACCAAGAGUGCCUUCCCUCUCCACUUGGUUCUGUUUCCCUCCCAAUGCUGGCGACGUGUGUUUUUGGAUCCUGAAUUGUCCUCUGAGCCUCACGUUCCAGAAUAACUCAUCUCGCCCACCUCCAGCGCACUUCUCAUCGCGCCCGAGAACGCUGGUGGACCCUGGAACUAGGCGGCCGUUUUUGCCGCUCGCAAUCCUUGCGCGUGCUGGUCGAUCGCCACUGCAUCGGGCAGAUGCUCCUGGCGCCCGCCGAAGCGCCAUUGCAACACCCGCGCGGUCCUCGAGGGCGUUGAGACUUUAG
Molecule: messenger RNA, 951 nt
Organism: Penicillium lagena
Lineage: Eukaryota; Fungi; Ascomycota; Eurotiomycetes; Eurotiales; Aspergillaceae
Exons: 2
Coding region: 1-951 (316 amino acids)
Molecular function (GO): hydrolase activity
Source: RefSeq, a predicted model, not a curated record